Molecule: messenger RNA, 618 nt
Organism: Enterobius vermicularis (human pinworm)
Lineage: Eukaryota; Metazoa; Nematoda; Chromadorea; Rhabditida; Oxyuridae
Source: the annotation of a GenBank genome assembly
CUGAGUGAAACAAGUAUAUACUGCUCACCUAGAACUUUUCUUCCGAAAACUCAUAAUUAUUCUCCUGUCACUAAACUAAAAUACAUUUUCUUGUACCGUCUCUUGCUGUUUUUCCCUGUUAAUAAUUGUAUAUUUAUUGAACUUAUUCAACUUAUUGUACUAAGUGGUUAUCAGUGCGAUCGUUGUGGUAAAGUGUUUACUUACGAAUAUUACAAAGAGAAGCACCUGAAAUACACUCGUUGUGUUGAUCAAGGAAAUAGAAAAUUUCGCUGUUUACUGUGUCCACGAUCAUUUGAAAAAAGAGAUCGUCUACGAAUUCACGUUCUUCAUGUUCACGAGAACCACAGACCUCAUGUUUGUUCUGCAUGUGGCAAAUCUUUUUCUCAAUCUUCAAGUCUAAACAAGCAUCUUCGAGUUCACUCAGGCGAAAGGCCAUAUAAAUGUGAACACUGUGGCAAAAGAUUUACAGCCAGUAGUAUACUAAGAACGCAUAUAAGGCAGCACAGCGGAGAAAAGCCGUUUCAGUGUUCAACAUGUGGCAAAACUUUUGCCUCCCACGCAGCGCACGAUAGCCAUGUUAGACGGACUCAUUUGGUAGGAUUCCGCAUUUUAAACUAA